Molecule: messenger RNA, 369 nt
Organism: Aspergillus welwitschiae
Lineage: Eukaryota; Fungi; Ascomycota; Eurotiomycetes; Eurotiales; Aspergillaceae
Exons: 2
Coding region: 1-369 (122 amino acids)
Source: RefSeq, a predicted model, not a curated record
AUGUCCAACCGCUACGAACGCGAAGCCGAAGACCUCUACGAGGACGAAAACGACCCGUCCCCUGUGUCCGGCACCUUCCACGACAACUCGUACGCGCAUGAGACGCAAUCGAGUCUGAGGAACCAGGUCCCCGUAGCCCGGGACCAGGCACCCUAUGAGGAUCCGGUACAGCCGCCUUAUUCGAACACGGACCAGCAGCUUGCUCAAGAUGAAGACGAGGCGAUUGAUCAGAGCAAUGUGAUCCCAGGAAGGACGAGGGGCGCGAAGCCGCAGACUCGGAACCAGUAUUCCGAGGGUCCUGAUGAGGAUGACUUGCCGGAUGAGGUGUUGUAUGGAAAUGUUGGGACUUCAAGUACUCGGUAUGCUUGA